AUGAUUGCAAAAGUAUUAGUCUUUAUGCUCGCCCUGCACAUGUUAACCUUAUCGGGACAGUUGCAUCUUCCAGGGAGCUUAUCAAAAGCACACUAUCUUACCGGAAAUAUUGUCACUGAAGAAAAGAACAAUUUUGAGUAUGUAGAUGUUAAACAAAUGGAAACUGGAAUUAAAUCCGACGGAAAUAAAAACUAUAAUGGGGAUGCCAAUCACGGAGUGAAGAAAGUGAAGAAGAUUAGUCAGUAUAACUAA
Molecule: messenger RNA, 252 nt
Organism: Cotesia congregata
Lineage: Eukaryota; Metazoa; Arthropoda; Insecta; Hymenoptera; Braconidae
Source: the annotation of a GenBank genome assembly